UCAGAAUGGUGUUUCAGAAGAAUGAACGAUCAGAAUGGUGUUUCAGAAGAAUGAACGAUCAGAAUGGUGUUUCAGAACUUGAGUGUUUCAUCAUCGUCAUCGUCAUUGUGAUGAAGAUCAGCUGUGAACUGUGUGUGUUGUGUAAUGUGGCAUUGUACAUGUAUCUUCCUACUUUGGACUAUGGCCCUUGAUUCUGUGGAUAGUGAUUCUUCCUGAAUAUGGAUGAAGAAUGGAACUGUCUCCUUUUUCGUAUGGAUGGAUAUUCCUGAACAAAAGUUGGAGUGCAUACAUAACAUGGACCGAUUUACCAUGUUUUGCCAAAAAGGAGAUUCAGGAGAGAACCAUAGAGGUAUAGAUUCAAAACUGGAAUUCGGCUGGACACACACACACACACAGGCCGUGUAUUCAAGAUACCCAGUCAAGACACCCAGUCUCUUUACCACUAUUCAAACACACAUACCACACGCGGAAUGACGGACCUGAUGAUACCCUCCAUCAUAUCACACCCACCUGCUAUCCAAUAGAAUGUUACCAGUGGAUCUAUCUGAACAAACAGGAUCCUUGUGUGGAAUUCCCAACCUUUUUUUCUGAAUGAUUGGCACUUCUGGAAUACAUUUCUACACUGCAUGAGGAUUCUGUGUUGUGACUGGUUGAAGCGGAUUGAAAUCCAUUUAAAAAAGCUGCGUUCCCAAAAGAAGGGGAUGGGAUGGGAGAGGGUCUUGAACGGUCCUCCAGGACCUCAAGGCAAUCCCGGUCCGCCCGGUCCCUCUGGCACCCCCGGGUCUGAUGGCAUUGAUGGGGAAAAGGGACCUCCUGGGCCUUCUGGCCCACCAGGGUUGAAGGGGGACCCAGGUGAGCCUGGUCCAGAUGGAGCUCCCGGAGAGAACGGCAUCGACGGUUUGAUGGGAGCAAAGGGAGACGGCGGCCCUAUCGGGAACCCUGGACCUAAAGGCCAGCCUGGACCUGGUGGUGAACCUGGACCCACUGGACCCGGACUGCCUGGACUGGCUGGAGCCCCAGGCCCAAUCGGCCUUCCCGGUGAGAUUGGACAGACUGGACCUACGGGCAUAUUGGGAGAACCUGGCCCUCCAGGAAUUCCAGGACCCCCAGGAAAACCAGGUCCUCCAGGGAAGUUCUUGGGAGGAGAGGAGGGCAGUGCAGACUUCCAGUGUCCAAUCAACUGCCCAGCAGGGCCUAAGGGUCCCCAGGGUCUGCAGGGGGUCAAGGGACACAAAGGUCGUGCUGGUGUGCUGGGAGAGCCUGGCAGCAUUGGGAAACUGGGUACGAAGGGAGAGGUCGGCAUCUCUGGUGAGCAGGGAAUCCCAGGACCCCCGGGUCCUAUGGGAUUGAGGGGUUACCCAGGAAUGAUGGGCCCCAAGGCAGAGGCGGGCCCUCGUGGUUACAAGGGCAUCAAUGGACCAGUUGGCCAACCUGGACCCCCAGGUGAGGAGGGACCUCAGGGACCACCUGGAGAGGCUGGGGAGAAAGGAGAUUUAGGUGGUCGAGGUAUCAAGGGCCCACAAGGAGCUGUUGGCAAGAAGGGAGAGAACGGUCUGCCUGGUAUCGAUGGAAAGGAUGGCACUCCUGGCAUCCCUGGAAUCAAGGGUGCCCCAGGGCAGGCUGGGAGGCCUGGUGGUCCCGGUCACCAGGGAACAGCAGGUUUGCCUGGCAGCCCCGGAACCAAGGGUGGACCUGGAGGCAAGGGAGAGCCUGGUCCCAGAGGUCAUGUUGGAAUGUCUGGUGCCCCAGGACCUCAGGGUGAGCCUGGUCUUCCUGGUGAAGCUGGUAUGGAGGGCGUUCCUGGACCUAAGGGUGACAGAGGCCAGAGGGGAGCUGUAGGGCCACAGGGUAUUGUCGGCAAGGCUGGCAACAAGGGUAUGAGAGGGCCUAUGGGUGUCCCAGGGGCUCAAGGCAUCUCAGGAACCAAGGGAGACAAGGGAUUCCAAGGAAAAGUUGGUGCGAAGGGAGACUUUGGUGAUCCUGGUGUGGAAGGCUUGGCUGGGGAGAAAGGAGAGAAGGGUUUGGGUGGUGAGCCUGGACCCAAAGGACAGCAAGGAGUGAGGGGAGAGACAGGGUUCAAUGGCCCCACAGGAGACUCAGGCAAACCAGGAGACCAGGGACCAGGAGGACUGCCUGGGCCUCGCGGCCUCAAUGGGGAGAGAGGAGUUCCAGGCAUGCCAGGCAUUGUGGGGGCAGCAGGACGGGAUGCAUCAGACCAGCACAUCAUUGAGGUGGUUCUGAAGAUGCUGCAAGAGCGUCUGGCGGCUGUAGCGGUGAGCGCUAAGCGUGCCGUACUGGGUGGAGCCGGUGUCAUGGGUCCCCCUGGUCCUCCCGGACCCCCAGGAGCUCCUGGUGCUCAGGGCCCACACGGCCUCACCGGCGCCCGCGGCAUCCCUGGCAUGUUUGGAGCCUCCGGACAGAUCGGCAACACUGGACUGAAAGGAAAGAGAGGAGCGAAGGGAGACAGAGGAGAUCCUGGUAAACCACAUGUUGGCCAGCCAGGACCCCCGGGAAUAACAGGUCCCCCUGGUAUUGACGGAGUGGCUCGAAACGGAAAGCCUGGUGAGCGAGGCCCCCAGGGCUCGGCAGGAGAGGCUGGCCGUCCUGGUAAGGCGGGCCCCACUGGUCUUCCAGGGUUCUGUGAGGCUGCAGCCUGCCUAGCUGCCUCGGCCUACACCUCCCCCAGACUACAGGACUCCGCCAGGGUCAAGGGCCCAGGAGUCUAACCUGAGACCUCUCCAUCAAGAGCCCCACAACACCAGGGAGAAAGAGAGAGACAGAAGAGAGAAGCAGGGAUAGAGGAGAGAGAGAGAGAGACAGAAGAGAGAGAAGCAGGGAUAGAGGAGAGAGAGAGAGAGAGAGA
Oncorhynchus mykiss (rainbow trout) is the source of this 2863-nucleotide messenger RNA. NCBI's taxonomy places the organism in Eukaryota, Metazoa, Chordata, Actinopteri, Salmoniformes, Salmonidae. The record is from RefSeq and is a predicted model, not a curated record.